CCUGUCAGAUCCCAGCUCUGUCCUUUCCCCAUCCUCCCCCGCACCCAACUGAGGACAACCCGCCCUUGGCUGGGCUGGUCGCUGCGUUCCGGAGGGACACCUCCAUUUACCCAGCAGCUCUCAGGACGCAGCGCUGCUCAGCACAGAAGCAGCACAGAUGUUGGCUUCCGCCCCCACUCUGCCCCGCAGGCGACCAAAUUCGGGGCAGUUUCACCCGGGAUCCCAAUUCUGCCCUGUCAGCAGUGCUUCCAUUCCACCCAACCCAAUGUAGGGCAGCCCUCAGGUCCGACCCACUCCUCCCACACUGCAGACCUUCAUCCCCCUCAGGGCCAGCUGUCAGGGUUGAGGAUUCCCGCAGUGUUUUCCUAUCCCGCUCUCCUCUUCCAGGCCAUCCGUGCCAUCAAUGGUGGCGACCACGAGACGAGCGCAGAGGAGUUCACCAACCGCGUCUUCAACAAAAUCGAUGUGAACGGGGACGGGGAACUUUCCCUGGAUGAAUUUGUGGAGGGAGCGAGGAAGGACGACGAGUUCAUGGAGGUGAUGAUGAAGAGUUUGGAUCUGUCUCACAUCGUGGCCAUGAUCAACAACCGCCGGCACAGCGUGUAAAUGGGGCUGGGGAGAGCGAGCCAGGAAGGACAAACAGACAAAAUCCCGUACAUGUAAGGAUGGAAAUGAGAACGGAAAGGAACUGCCAUAGAUCUGUGGGCGUCAGAGAGCACAUUGCUGCAUGAACAUGGGAACUGUGCAUGCAGGGCAGGCUCGGAACAACGGGGGCUGUGCAGCACUGUCCGGGGAUUUCCUACAGCCCAAAGGCCAACGGCUCAGCACCCCGACUGCGUCCCACAGCCCGCAUCCAUUGCUCUGUGCUGCACUCAGGGCAAUGCCAGAGUCGCAACGAGCACUGUGAGAACGCAGCAUGGAGAAAUCUCUGAUGUGCACAGAAAGAUCCCAGCGAUCACCAACAUGAAGGGCAUCGCCACCCCGCUCCACCACUGCACCACCAGCACCUCUGCAGCGCUCACACUGCGUCCGGAGCUCGGCAGCUUUGCAGCUCCAUCUGUAGGAACCCAUGGGCAGAGGGGAACACCCACUGUGGGGCUGAUAGGACACUCCUGUCAUAGCUGCUGAUAAUGAGGGUUGGUGCCAGGGAUGGGCACAGCGCGGUGCUGUGGUGCUCUGAUGAUGGUGCUGUGAUGGUGCUGUGACAGGGCUAUGAUGGUGAUGGUGCUGAGAUGGUGCUGCUACGGUGCUGUGAUGGUGCUGCAGUGCUGCUGAUGGUGCUGCAGCCAUGCUGUGACGGUCCUGCAGUGCUGCAGUCACCUGAAAUCCAGGAAGAAAACGCCGUAACCCCAAUGCAGUGUCAGAAAGUGGAAUUCCUUCAUUCCUCACCACAGUACCGGGCGAGGUAACAAGUGCACGCUCUCAGAGUUCAGGCUCUGCAUUGGAGAAGCUGAGCCACGCACACGCGGUGCAUCGGCAUCCACGUUCAUUCCUGACCAAUAACUCGGUUCCAAUAAGAACGCUGCUCACACACCGAGGAAAGAUGAACCGGGAAGUUGUAGAAAUCGCGCUCACGGAUUCCUUGCGCUAAGCCGCUCCUUAUCCUCGUACCCGGCCCCGCAGCGCACGGGAGGGACGGAGCGAGAGAAGGCGGCGGGCGGGGCGAUGCAGAAUGGGCGGAGUCAUUGAGGGGGCGGAGCCUCUGGAGCAGCGCACCAAUGGGAGGGAGGGACGGGCGGUGGGCGGGGCCGGCAGAGCGGCUCGUCAACGAGAGGAUGGAGGGGAGGUGGGCGGGGCCUGCGGGGCAGCGCUCCAAUGGGGCGGAGGAAUGCGUUGCGGGCGGUGCUUGAGCUUACAGGUGGGACUAUGCUAAUGAGAAUCGCGGGGGUCGCUGGGAGCACCUUCCACGCCGCAGAAAACCUGACGAGGUCCUGACAACGGGCGGAGCAGGAGCGAAGGAGAGCGGUGCGGGGUGGGGAGCGGGGCUGGAGCGGCGACGGAGGGGUCGUUGCGGGCGGCGCGUGCGCGUGCGUGAGAUGUCGGUGGGGCGCGCGGGGCCGGGCGUCGUGCGGGGAGGGUUUUGGGCAUCGCUUCUCGGCCUUUUGGCUAAGAUCAAGUGUAGUAUCUGUUCUUAUCAGUUUAAUAUCUGAUACGUCCUCGAUGAGAGGACUUUAUAUUAAACGGAUUUUUGGGCGCGGGAGUUGGACCCGGAGCUUGCUCCCUCCGCUCCGCGCAUCGUCCCGGUAUGGCAGUACCUCCGGGCACGGUGCACCUCCCCGGGAGGGGAGGAGUGU
Molecule: messenger RNA, 2294 nt
Organism: Meleagris gallopavo (turkey)
Lineage: Eukaryota; Metazoa; Chordata; Aves; Galliformes; Phasianidae
Source: RefSeq, a predicted model, not a curated record